Sinocyclocheilus anshuiensis is the source of this 693-nucleotide messenger RNA. It is a transcript of the gene arf4b, whose product is annotated as ADP-ribosylation factor 4b. NCBI's taxonomy places the organism in Eukaryota, Metazoa, Chordata, Actinopteri, Cypriniformes, Cyprinidae. Bases 86 to 628 code for a protein of 180 amino acids. The transcript is spliced from 5 exons. Gene Ontology annotation, molecular function: GTPase activity; GTP binding. The record is from RefSeq and is a predicted model, not a curated record.
CUUCAUCACACAAACAACCCGAGCCUCAUCCUCCGGACCUUUAUUUUCACUAAAUACAGCAGAUUUUACCUGCACUUUUUAAAAAAUGGGCGUCUUCUUCUCUAACCUUUUCUCGCGUCUCUUCGAGAAAAAAGAGAUGAGGUUGCUUAUGGUUGGUCUGGAUGCAGCAGGGAAAACAACAGUGCUCUACAAACUCAAACUCGGUGAAGUUGUCACAACUAUUCCAACUCUAGGUUUUAAUGUUGAGACAGUUGAAUAUAAAAACAUCUCCUUCACCGUUUGGGACGUCGGCGGUCAGGAUGUUAUCAGACGCCUCUGGAGACAUUACUAUCAGAACACUAAGGGCCUGAUCUUUGUGGUGGACAGCAGUGAUCAUGACCGGAUUGAAACAGCAGCAGAGGAACUAAACGCGAUGCUGGCGGAGGACGAGAUGAGAGACGCGCUUCUGUUAGUUCUUGCUAACAAGCAGGAUUUACCCAAAGCCAUGGCGGUCCACGAGCUGACAGACAGACUGGGUUUACACGCACUGAGAGGAAGACAGUGGUUUGUUCAGGCCACAUGUGCGGUUCAAGGAUCAGGUAUAUAUGAAGGACUGGAUUGGCUCUCGGAUCAACUGUCCAAACGAUAAAACACUGCAGCGUUCAAUCUACUUGAAGAAAGGACACUAAAUCAGAACUGAAUGUAUAUAUUAUC